AAGUGUUUGUAUCGUCGCCGAUUCGGUUAGUAACAUUUUUAACUGGAAACGUGUAACAUUGUAAAAGUGUCGUUAUGAAACCAUACGUUGGAAUUUUGUUAUUGUCAAUAUUCGGCUUAAGUUGUUUAUUCCUAGGUUUUUUCUUAUCGAAGAUCCCAGGAUUUUUAUGCAAAGGUGAGGAAAAAGACCCUUCACCAGAGGUGAUGAAACAAGUUCCAUCAUCAGAGGGUUUUCCAAACACUUUUUCGGAUUCAACGGUUCAAACGUCGUCGAGGACAACAAAUCAAUCUUCAUCGGAUGUUGCGCCUCAAGAUGCUGUUCAAUCUCCAUCAAAAGCAGUUACAGAAUCCAAUACAGCAAGUGGUAAAUUGACGACGUUGAUACGAUUAAAUGACGAAGUCACAAAAAUGAUAACCGAACAAUUUGAUCGAAUUAAGAUGCCGAUGAAUUAUGUCACUGAUUUGGGGAAAGUGUUCUCUUUCCUGCAACUCACCGAUGCUGAUUUAAAAGCAAUGGGUCAUUUGUAUCUUUAUUCAAAGUACAUCAAUGAUAUGUAUGUAAUGUUCACAGAUAAAAUAAGAGAGUUUGAUCGUUCAAAAUAUAAUCAAUACUAUGUGGGCAUGCCAAACUAUAAAUUGACGCCGAAUCAAACGAUGUUUUUGGAUAAACUGCUUAAUUCAAACAUUGCCAAUUCGGAGAAAAACAAAGCCAUCAUUGAGAAAUGCAUUGCAGACGCACAAUUACAAGAAAUGGCGAAAGUGGUUGAAGUGAAAAUUAAAGAUUUAGAAAAGCAAUUGAAGGAAUUGACUGAUACUAUUGUUCAAUAUGAAUCGAAGCCGCGCUAUGAAGAUGCUAUUGCAAAACUCAAAACUACAUAUGUUACGGAAAUCGGCAAGAUAAGCGCGGAAAUAUUCAAAACAAUCGUACCAGUGUUCAAUAACAGCGAUGCUUUUAAUAAAAUUACGGAAGCCGUACAAGAAAUGGCAGAUGUACAAAGAGAGGUUCCGAUGGAAAUCGCAGCUUCGUUUCUCAAAGUUUAAUGAAUAAGAUAAAUUGUAACUGCUAUUGUUCAGAAAUAUUAAACGAAAACAAAAUAUACAAUAUUAAUGAAAUGUAUAGAAGAUGCGCAAAUAAAUUACAGUUACUGAAUAGCG
Molecule: messenger RNA, 1154 nt
Organism: Contarinia nasturtii (swede midge)
Lineage: Eukaryota; Metazoa; Arthropoda; Insecta; Diptera; Cecidomyiidae
Exons: 2
Coding region: 75-1040 (321 amino acids)
Source: RefSeq, a predicted model, not a curated record